Fundulus heteroclitus (mummichog) is the source of this 1984-nucleotide messenger RNA. RefSeq lists its product as uncharacterized. Bases 55 to 1335 code for a protein of 426 amino acids. The record is from RefSeq and is a predicted model, not a curated record. The transcript is spliced from 11 exons. Lineage: Eukaryota; Metazoa; Chordata; Actinopteri; Cyprinodontiformes; Fundulidae.
CUCAUUUUCCGCUGGACGCCAUCUUCUCAGCUCAGAUUUAACGGUGCUGUGUUAAUGUGGCCAUGCAGAUUGUGUGACAGUUUAAUAUCUUCAAGCCAAGCUGGAAUCCCCGAGGUUGCCAUCAACUCUCUGAAAAACAAGCGAAGUGGCCAGCAGAGUCCAGCAGCCAACAUCAAGAAGGCCAGGAAGGGAGAUGUAAAUUUCUGUCCAAACAUCCCUAGUGGUGAAACAAAAGACAGUUUGGAGAUGGAAAGGGUGGCUCUACUGACAGAGGUAAAAAAGAAGAAAAGGGAUGAGAACCUCAUCAAGGCCAAGAUGCAGCGUACAUUCUCCCUCAGGAGACAGGAGGUUCUCCAGGAGCCAAAGAUUCCUGAGUUUUUCAAUAAAUGGCCAGCACUCUUUGACGUCACCGAGAUCAACUUGGAGUUUAUGCGGCUGACAACUAUACCACUGACCUCAAAAUUUUUGGGGGAACUUGACCGGCUGACCAACGACCUGAUCAGGGUUUUCAACACUAAAGGGGGAGUUGCAGGGAAAAAAAUCGGAGCCAUGAUGGCAAAGAUGGAGAAUAAUCAAGACAUCAACGUGAGGCGUGAUUGCAUUUUGAGAUGUCUCAGCAUCUACCUCUGUGAAGACCUGGACACAUUGGUCAAAGAAUACGUGGAAGUAAAGUCAAAUGGUCCGGAGGGGCCUGAGGUGACGGAAAGAAUCCUGGCACCUAAGCGUCUCCAAUCUGCCAGCAACAAUUCUGCCCCAAACAAGAAGGAUGAAUGUUGUGGACUCUCAGCUUAUGAGCUUACGAACAUCAGAGAGAAGGAAGCCUUCUUAUCGUCCUUGGUGUUAGUGCAAGCAGCUGAGGAUCUGAGACAGACCAUGAAGUCAAAGCCGGUUGUGAAGAGGUCAAAGGCUUCGUUGGAUAAAGUGCAGUCUCUUCUGUCUUCUCGGAAAUCCUUGCGACUUAAAGAAGCACAAAACGUUAGCCUCAGAGGAGGACUAACCUAUGAACAUGACAUCGAAUGCAGUGAGGCAGAGGCAGAUGUCGCAGGGACAACCAUGGCAAUCUACACCGUUCAAGCUGAGGGUGAUGAUCAUGAUGGUCCUGGUGGACUCUUUGCAGAUGUCGGUGUGGUCCUGGAAGGGGUUGAAGUUCUCCACAACCUCCAAAGUAUCAACCAUGCAUGUGUAAUGCUUUAUGGGUUGAUCUAUGCUCUUAAUCUGAGCUAUCCAAGAAGCUUGAAGAAUACAGUCGAAGCUGACCAGAAGAUCCUGAUGGACCUGGUAUCGUCUAAACUUUCCCCCAAAGUACGAGCACUGAAACUCAAAUUGCUCAGGUGACAAUUUUUUUGGGGUUGGGCGGUGAUGGGAGGAGGAAGUACAGGAAGAGACCGCCCAUACAUGCCGAUAACCAAGUGUUUAUAGUGUUCCUGUACAUUCGCAGCCUUGAAGAUUCACACAUCGAACACACAGAAAGCUAGAAACAGAAGGUGCUCAGUUAACUAUGUUCUACUACUUAAAAAAAGUGUUUAAUGUUGUUGAGCCUGUAGAGUUUGUUCUAGAUCCAAAAAAUUGCAGGUCCUUUCAAUAUAUCCCAUUACUGCGAUCGUUGCAGCAGGUACUUGAUUCUGCUGAAGUGUUGAAUAGAGUUAUUAAUACCCACAGAACACAGAACAGUCACACUGACCAAGAAAUGGUGUGUACUUAAAGGAAAACCUGUUCCUCUCAAGUGAUGAGUUUUUGAUGUGUGAAUCGUAUGUGUGAUAAUGUAUUGAAUGUUCUUGAGCCUGUAGUUUGUUUUAGAUAAAAAAGAGCAGGUCCUUUACUGCCAUUGUUGGAGCAGAUAAUUUGCCUUUGUUCUAAUGAUAUUAGAAAACAUUUUUCAUGUUCCAAGUAUGACUUGGUUGAAGAGCUACACUACCUGCUGAGUACAAUGUCUGUGUGAAGAGAAGCUUUAAUGUUAAUAAAUGAGGUGGUCUGAUUGUAUGCA